Molecule: messenger RNA, 1155 nt
Organism: Rotaria socialis
Lineage: Eukaryota; Metazoa; Rotifera; Eurotatoria; Philodinida; Philodinidae
Source: the annotation of a GenBank genome assembly
AUGCAAUCUAUCAGCAAAAUUAAUGCUCGCAAUGUGAUUUCAUCCAUCUUGCCUAUUCGUCGAUGUUUAGCUAGUGAUACGAGCACACCAUGGCGAACAGCUUAUGGUGGCAAAUAUAGAGUGACAUUAAUACAUGGGGAUGGAGUAGGACCCGAACUUAUGCAACAUAUUAAAGCUGCAAUUCGAUGUGUUCGAGCACCAAUCGAUUUCGAAGAGAUACCACUAUCAAGUAAUGUUGCUAGUGAUGAAAUGUUCGAACGUGCAGUAACAGCAGUUAAGCGUAAUGGAAUCGCUCUUAAAGGAAAUAUUGCAUCACAAAAUACAACUCAAUCAUUAAAUGUUCUUCUCCGCAAUCGUCUUGAUCUAUAUGCUAAUGUAGUACGAUGUAAAUCAAAUCCUCUUAUUCCAACACGGCAUUCGGACAUUGACAUUAUUGUUAUUCGUCAAAAUACCGAAGGAGAAUAUAGUUCACUUGAACAUGAAUGUGUUCCUGGUGUUUUCGAAAGUCUUAAAAUCAUAACACGAACCAAAUCACUUAAAAUCGCUCGUUUUGCUUUUGAAAUGGCGAAAACAAAGCAACGAAAAAAAGUGACUGCUGUUCACAAAGCAAAUAUCAUGAAAUUAUCUGAUGGUUUAUUUAUCGAAUGUUGUCGUGAAGUUGCAAGUGAAUAUCCUAACAUCAAAUUUGAGACAAUGAUUGUUGAUAACACGUGUAUGCAGUUAGUUAAUCGGCCGGCUCAAUUCGAUGUUAUGGUUAUGCCUAACUUGUACGGAAAUAUAAUAGCAAACGUGUGCUCAGGCCUUGUUGGUGGGUCUGGUCUUGUUGCGGGAUCGAAUUAUGGAGAUAAAUAUGCUGUUUUUGAACAAGGCACACGAAAUACAGGUGCUGGUAUAGCUGGAAAAAAUAUUGCCAAUCCUUGCGGAUUUCUUUUUGCUGCUGCGAAUAUGCUUAAAUAUUUAGGGUUAGAUGAACAUUGCUCUACGAUUAAAAAGGCCGUAUUGAAUACAAUACACGAUCAUAAAUUGAAAACUCAAGAUAUUGGUGGUACAGCAACAACCAGUGAAUUUAUUCAAUGUGUUUUAACUGAAAUUACUCAAAUGACACCGCAAACUGGUUUUGAUUAUGAAAUGCAACACGCAAAAUCCUAUAACUAA